UUCGUCUUCUCCUCAACUCUUUUAUUCCAAUUUUCACACACACAAACGCACGCAACCAACGCCUUCCCUUAUCUCUGGCCUUCCGCCAUUACUGCUUCUGCUGGAGGAGGACCAGCCGCCUUUCCCCUUCCCCAACAAUUUUUCAGCUUCUCCCAUACCCACCCAUCUCUCCAAAAACCAAUCAAGAUUCCAUUACUAUCCCCUAUUUUUCUUCCUUGUUUUUGCGCAGACGCCGUUGUUGCGCUCACUCAUCUCUUAGCUUCAUGGUGUUCGUCCAUGGAGGAUUGAUUUUUUCUCUGUGUAAUUGAUGAUCGGAAGAUUGAGGAUGAACCACUGCGUUCCUGAUUUUGAAAUGGCUGACGAUUUCUCCCUCCCAACAUUCUCUAGUUUAACCAGGCCGAGAAAAUCGUCUAUGCCGGACGAUGAUGUAGUGGAGCUUCUAUGGCAGAACGGCCAAGUGGUGGCUCACAGCCAGAACCAGAGGUCGGUCCGGAAAUCACCGCCCUCCAAAUUCGAUGUUUCGAUUCCACAAGAUCAAACGGCGGCGGUGGCGACUAGAGAGAUCCGGCCUUCGUCUCAAUUGGAGGAACCUCAUGACCUUUUUAUGCAAGAAGAUGAAAUGGCCUCGUGGCUCAACUAUCCUCUCGUUGAGGAUCAUAAUUUCUGCUCCGACCUCCUCUUCCCCUCCAUGACUGCUUCUCUUUGCGGCAAUUCUCUAACCGAGCCCCGGCCAUCCGCUACGGCGACGGUCACUCUCACGCAGGGGCCACCAACUCGACUGGAAAAGCAGAGCUCCGUACAGUUCUCGAGGAACAGAGCGACGGGCGAAUCGGAACCGUCGAAUUCAAAGGCUAUGGUGCGGGAAGCCACUGUGGUGGAUUCUUGCGACACGCCGUCUGUCGGGCCGGAAUCUAGGGCUUCAGUAAUUGCGAGGAGAAAGCUUGUGGAGGCGGUGAAUGGUGCCGAUGUAUGGCGUGAGACGGUUUGUGGUAGUGAUGGAGGCGGAGGUGCGUCGGUCAGCGGCGAUGGCGUCGGGGAGAAAGAGUUGGUGACUUGUGAAAUGACUGUCACUUCAUCCCCUGGCGGCUCGAGUGCCAGUGCCGAGCCUGCUGCCCCAAAACUGGCUGCCGAUGACAGAAAGCGCAAAGGAAGAGCUCCCGAUGAUACCGAAUGCCAAAGCGAGGAUGUUGAGUACGAAUCCACUGAUCCGAAGAAACAAUUGCGGGGCUCGACAUCAAUGAAAAGAUCUCGUGCUGCUGAGGUUCACAACCUCUCAGAGAGGAGACGUCGGGAUCGGAUAAAUGAGAAGAUGAAGGCUUUACAGGAACUCAUCCCUCGAUGCAACAAGACCGAUAAGGCUUCGAUGUUGGAUGAAGCGAUCGAGUACUUAAAGACCCUUCAGUUGCAAGUGCAGAUGAUGUCGAUGGGAUGUGGAAUGAUGCCGAUGAUGUUCCCAGGCAUUCAACAAUACUUGCCACCACCGAUGGGGAUGGGUAUCGGGAUGGGCAUGGGUAUGGGAAUGGAAAUGGGCAUGAAUAGACCAAUGAUGCAAUUUCCUAAUCUCCUGGCUGGCUCUAACUUACCAAUGCAAGCUGGAGCAGCAGCAGCAGCAGCAGCUCAUUUGGGUCAGAGAUUCCCUCUCCCUGCCUUUGCAAUGCCUCCUGUUCCCGGUGGCAAUCCAUCCCAAGCUCAAGCAAUGAAUAAUCAACCGGAUCCGAUCGUUAACCCAGCUGGAACACAAAAUACAACCCCGCCUCCAGUCUCAGGUUUUCCUGAUUCUUAUCAGCAGUUUCUUAGCUCCAACCAGGUGCAGUUUCAUAUCGCACAGGCUGUACAGGUAUCGUUUUUUGACAGUCACCUUCAUUUUGUAUACAAAUUCAGCUUGUUUAUAAAGUUGGUUGGCAUCAAAAUUUCAACCAAAUGCCACUGUCAACCUUGCGAAUCCGAACCGACGAGUUAAUUUUCAACCUUUUACAGAAUCAGCAACCAGUUCCGCCUAAUACAAGCAGGCCAUGUACUGACAGGAAUCCCAAAAAUCUUUAAAAUCAUCAAUCAGGUUAAUAUUGAAUGCUUGGACUCGAGAAACUCGCUUGCUGGGCAAGUUUUGCGCAUAUUAGAGUGUCGAAAGCUUUGAACAUGUGCAUCUGCUGCUUGCAAGUACGAUAUAUAUCGCAAAUAACAUAUUGUGAUAGAAAGAAAGUUGAGUUACAGAUGGUCACUACACGAAACUGUUGUGUUGCAUUUCGUUCGGCUCGGGCCCACGGCGUUGAUGCUGAUAGAUUCAACUUGGUGUGGUAAUCGUCGUCGGGUAGCAUCAAAGUAUUCCAAACUCUCCAACUUCAGAGUAAUUUCCUUGUCUUUCCUGGGCCAUGGUUCCACUGCAUUAUAUAUUCUUCACAAAGUUGUUGCUCAAGAUUCUUUCUCUUCAUCAUAAUAAGAACUUGUUUCAUAGCUAUUCCACUUGCACUUGGAAUAUGAUAUAAAUACUCCAUUACCCAUGGAAAGAUCUCCAGAAUUGUUUUUUUCAAAGUUGUUUGAAAGUGGAAGAACAGCAAAUCCACUGUAAAGAUGAGACGAUCCUAAAUUUUCUUUAGGAGAUGAAAGUGUGAACUAGGGGCAUUUUUGGUAUAGUAAACCUUUUUUUUUUAUCUUGUUUUUGGUAUGGCAUCAUUGAAGGUGACAUUUCUCG
Cucurbita maxima (winter squash) is the source of this 2689-nucleotide messenger RNA. RefSeq names its product transcription factor PIF1-like. NCBI's taxonomy places the organism in Eukaryota, Viridiplantae, Streptophyta, Magnoliopsida, Cucurbitales, Cucurbitaceae. Gene Ontology annotation, molecular function: protein dimerization activity; DNA-binding transcription factor activity. The record is from RefSeq and is a predicted model, not a curated record. The coding region runs from base 308 to 1960 and encodes 550 amino acids. The transcript has 9 exons. Gene Ontology annotation, biological process: regulation of DNA-templated transcription.